This is a messenger RNA of Pteronotus mesoamericanus, 1140 nucleotides long. It is a transcript of the gene CEACAM18, whose product is annotated as CEA cell adhesion molecule 18. The transcript has 6 exons. The record is from RefSeq and is a predicted model, not a curated record. Lineage: Eukaryota; Metazoa; Chordata; Mammalia; Chiroptera; Mormoopidae.
AUGCAGCUGCCCAGACCCAGAUACAGCCCCUGGAGGGAUCUGGCCCUUGCGGUCAGUCUGCUGGCCUAUGGGAUCUGCCAGGCCUCCGGCCAAAUCUCCAUCAACCCAUUCAUAGGGCUCGAGGGCAUUCCAAGUUUCCUGGAACUCAAGAACGUCCCUGAAGGGGUUCAGGAAUACAGCUGGCACCGGGGCACAAACGACCAUGCAGAGAAUAUGAUUGUCAGCUACCAACCUCCCUCCAAUUCCUGUCGUCUGGGGCCCAUGUUUAGCGGCCGGGAGAAUGUGACCAACACGGGUACACUGGAGAUCAACGACUCUAUGCUGAAUGACACAGGGAACUACACUGUGCGGGUGAACCUCGUCAAUGACACCCAACGAGCAACUGGCUGGCUGGAGAUUCACAAGUUGGAAGACAACCCUGACCUCUUGGUCAACGCCACUGUAGUGGCAGAGAACAUGGAUCCUGUGGUCGCCUUCUGCAACACCAGUGCCAGCCAAGUCUUGUGGUACUUGAAUUACUUACAGGUGUCCAGCAACGACCAGGUGACCAUUUCCCCAGACCGCAAGACCCUCAUCAUGCACUGGGUCGAACGCUAUGACAAGACAAUUCAGUGUCGGAUAAACACCCACUUUGGGGAUCUUCAAACAAGUAAAAUAGUCCAUCUGACUGUGGCCUAUGGUCCUGACAGAGUGACGCUGAGGAGUGAGUCCUCUGUGAUCAUCGACAACCUGUCCGCUGAGAUCGGCUCCCAGGUGCAAAUAACCUGCAGCUCCACAUCCUUCCCGGGUUCUAAGUACCGCUGGAUCCACAAUGGCUCCUUCCUGAGUGCAGAGCCGAGCCUCAAGUUCCCGAGUCUGGCCUGGCAGCAGAUGGGCAGAUACAGAUGCAUCGUGGAGAACCCAGUGACCCAGCUGACCCUGUACAAGGACAUCCGCAUCAAGACGCCCUGACAAGCCGGGGUCUGUGAGUGUCUACCUCAGACCUGGAGGACAAGACCAGAUGGUCAAGGAGCAAGUGUGCUUCUAACGCCCCGCUUCCUCAACCCGACGACGCCGUGGUCCAUCAGAGAUGCUGCAGAGAGGUCCCAACUCAGCCCUGCCGGUGACAGGGAAACGGCGCAGCCUACAAAUGCCCAAUAG